UAUAGAUUUACAGUAUUUCAUACUUGAGAGUAAUAAUACUUAUGUACUUUAAAACAGAAUAUUUCUAGAAAGCCAUAGAAAAUAGUUCAUACAACAUAAUAAGGAAAUACUGCAGAUUUUAGAUAUAAUCUCAAUAACAAAACAACAUUAGUGAUUACAAUUAGUGAAAAAACUCACAAUUCAGCAAAAAAUAGAUAUGACAGCAAGACGAAGAAGAACUACAAUAGAGCACCUACGUACUGUGAUGUCAGAAGAUGUCAGUGACAUAGAAACAGAAUCUGAAGAUGAUCAACCACCAGAAAGACCAAGCACUGAAAUCUCAGUAUAUACACUAUUUCCAAGAUUUGCUGCUAAGAUGUUAGGCAUAUUCUACAUUUUUACUGGACUUAUUAAACUCUUGGCAUGGUCAAGAAUCAAUGGGGCUAUAACCAGAUCAGCUCUAAAUCAAUUCAUCAUAUACUCAGAAAACUUCCCGCUUGCCAUAUUUGGGUUUCUACCAGAUCCAGAGACGUAUAUGUUCACGAUUGGCUGUAUAGAAAUGAGCUUUGGUGCAGUAUUAGGAUUUGGGGGCCACUUACCAUCACGGAAGCUCGCAUCCCUAGGACUCGCUGUUAUUAUGGUGGGAGCAACACUGACAUACAUUUCAAUGCUAGAGCUGAGACUUUUCCUUCCACUUAUUUUCCUUGUUGCGUUAAUAUGGAUUUACUUAUGUAUAGAGGAACCUCCAAGGACCACAAAAGGAAAGAAGAACCAGUAAACUGAAUAAAUUCAAAUGAUUCUUGAAGAGAUAUUGUCCAGGAGCUAUAAUGCAGAGCCAUUGCUCAAAUAUAUUGUAUCCACAGAAUCAUUUACCAUUAUAAAUUGGUAUAAUCCCACCGAAGAUACAUAAAUCAUUCUACUCAUAUAGUCUAAUAUUUCAACCAAUGCAUGGAAGGUUGAACAAACAGACAGAAGGAGAGCCCUACUAGAUAGUACUACACGCAUUAACAAAAGCUCUCAUUAAGUUAAUAAGUUAAAAAUGAAUAAACUAUUGUUCUCUUACUUUGGCAUCUUACAACAAAUAUAUUAAGAAAUCUUCACUUUAUGAAUACUGCUGGAAAUGUUGCCCAAGUGAUAUGGAUUUCUGCACAUUGAACUGAGCUUGAAUAUUGAAAACUGGAGUGAAUGGUCAAAUUACAUAACUUUCUACUUAAAAUUCAGAUAUGACGUAUUUAUUU
Messenger RNA from Owenia fusiformis, 1217 nucleotides. The record is from the annotation of a GenBank genome assembly. Lineage: Eukaryota; Metazoa; Annelida; Polychaeta; Sabellida; Oweniidae.